GUCAUGUGUGUGGUGUGUGGUUGGCAGAUAGAGUGGCCACAGCAGAAAAAGGAAACAUUUGUAUGAAAUAAAGGAACUCCCACAUAGACGACGAAACAAUAUCUAGUAUUAAAAAUAUUAUUUACGUACAAUGAUGUUUAUGUACGAGUAAAAUUAAAAUAUUAAAAAAACGUAAUGUACAAAUAAAUCAGCAUCAUUUUCAUUUUAGCUUGUUGAUUCAAGAAAGAUAAUAAAUGGGAAUUGUCUGCAGUCUGCGCAAAGGACCACGUUUUGAGCCCUCAACACGGCUAGUUUUUUUGCGCAUCGUACUUGAUUAUUUCCGAGUGUAGUAUAGUAUUCCGCCGUACAAAUAAAUGACACGCAAUAGAACCAAUAAAAAACGAUGCGCAGUUUUUAUAAAUCGAGUGAUUGCAUAGACGAAAACUGAACAGUAAAUCUGUAAUGUGGUUUGUAAUAGCCGAGAAGUUUCAUAACAGUGCGGGAACUGCAGGAUAUUAGUAAAAUUGAAUGUUUUGAUGUCAUGCAGAGGCAUGACUUCCAUGCCCUGCGAUACGGAAGGGCGUGCGGUGCAGAUUACGUUUACUAUGAAUGAUUUUAUCUCUUUCUAAACUCUAGUGUCUGUGAAUGACCGAGUGAAAUAGCGUACCAAAUUAUGGAUUGAAUAGUGUUGUUGAUGUAUUUUGUUAUUUUCAUAACGUAACGCGAUUAGGAUAAAAUUAUUGUUAUCGUGGCCGCGAGGAAUCAGUGUGGCGAGUGACUCGGCGCCUCGGAGCCGCAUAUACGGAACUGCGUCGGUUCGCAAAUCGGGCGUUAGAUUUAUCGUCUGGCGCGUUACUAUUUACGCACUUUUCGAAAAAGAUAGUACGUAUUUUUAGUCGCCGCGCGUGUUUCACGUGAACCGUCGGGAGCGUCUCGUCAGGUCGGGUGACCGCGAUUGCGGAAUUCGUAAACAACCUCAAGGUCGGCGGGCAUGUGCCAGAGUCGCUAGGGCUGCGAUGUGGGCACGCUGACAUGUCUGCGGCGGGCGGGGGCGGCGCGGGCGCCGUGGUGCGCCAGGGGCACCUGCGGAAGCUGAAGACGAUGAAGAAGAAGUACUUCGUGCUGCGAGCGGAGAGUGCAGACUGCUCGGCGCGGCUGGAUUACUAUGAGUCUGAGAAGAAAUUUCGUGCUGGCGCGGCGCCUCGCCGAGUUUUACCUCUAAAGAGUUGUUAUAACAUUACGCGCCGCUUGGACCUUAAGCAGAAGCAUGUGAUAGCGCUAUUUACUCGUGAAGAACAGUUUUGUGUGGUGGCAGAGAACGAACAGGAGCUGCAUGGCUGGUUGACUGCCAUUUUGCGACAACACUCCUCCGAUGAGCACAGCGAUGAACUCCUACAUCCUAUCCAACACGUUUGGCAAGUAAACGUACAAAAGAAAGGACUGGGAGCAUCCAAGAACAUCCAAGGGCUGUACAACCUGUGCUUGACGGACAAGACGCUGACACUUGUCAAGAUCAAGAGCCAUAACAACGUUAUCAGUGACCUUGGCAUCCCGGAGAAGAUCGAGUACUCCUUAAAGAAUAUUAGAAGAUGCGGCGACUCGGAGUGCUUCUUCUACAUGGAGGUGGGCCGGCAGACGGCGACGGGCGACGGCGAGCUGUGGAUGCACACGGACGACUCCAACAUCGCGCAGAGCAUGCACUCUACCAUCUACCAUGCCAUGCGCAACUGUGCGAAAGAGACAGAGAACGAGAGGGAUCAUAUCACGAUGCCGAAAUCAGACGAUGAGCACCCUCGUCCUCGACGGCAAACGGUCUCCGAAGGCCAGAGGCCUAGAGCCGGCCUCUCCAACGAAAAGGGCCUCUGCGUUGGCUCAUGCAUUAGACAAUGCGUGUGUUCAACCAACACUUACUCCAUAGAUGACUCGGCGGCCGCCAUUGCGCCUCUCACGACCAACGCCGAAAACCAACCACCGAAUAACUCACUAAUUAACGAUAAACCCGACCAUCCUCGACUCAUAAAACAUCAUCGAACCGUUUCACUCCCGACCGGGUGCCCGCUCUUUCAAGAACCGCUCAAGAUAGUCCACGAGCGGACGAGAUCAGCACCUCUAACUGGGGACGAAGUAGAUAGAGUGACUAUUGAGCGAGCUCAGCGGCAUUCUUCAUGCAAAGCCGUCAAUGGAACUGAGACAACGUCGAAGAAAACGCAGUGGAGCCGGCGCGCUAGUACGGGAGCGCGGCUGUCUAAACUCUCGCCCGCUCAUACAAAGAACGCUGCCGGUCCUUUUAGGAAUCGUUGCGAUAGUAUGCCUUCAAAGGCGUUUAAGUCUUUGGAGGUCGAAAGGCCACCUACACGGCAUUCGGAGCUUAUUGAAGGCCUGAGCGCGUCGCACGACGAGGCGGACGCGGCGGAGUGGCACAGCACGCCGCGGAUCCCGGAGGAGCCCGACUACUGCGAGAUGGGACCCCGGGAUAGGUUUGGUAAAUUGGGUCGCGAACCAGCGAGCCACUCCCGGACCUCUUCAAUAGCAGCCUCUGAGACGUCCCCAGAAAACCUCAACGAUGGCUACCUACCCAUGGCACCAGAAUACCCUGCGGCGACUGAUGGCUACCUUCCCAUGGCGCCAUUAGAUCAUGGCUUGGUAUCCGCUUCUAGUGGCUCUGUCUGCAGCGGGACGCCUUCGACAGACCCUCGGUUUAGCGAAUACCAGCUGGAACCGGCCAUGUCGCACAUAGUCGACGCGGACGAGCGGCCGCCGCGCGCCUACAGCGUGGGCUCGCGGCCCGCGCCGCCGCGCCCCGACGUCACCCGCCUGCGCGCCUACAGGUCUGUGCAGUGCACUAUACAUACUGGAACCGGCCAUGUCGCACAUAGUCGACGCGGACGAGCGGCCGCCGCGCGCCUACAGCGUGGGCUCGCGGCCCGCGCCGCCGCGCCCCGACGUCACCCGCCUGCGCGCCUACAGGUCUGUGCAGUGCACUAUACAUACUGGAACCGGCCAUGUCGCACAUAUGCACUAUACAUACUGGAACCGGCCAUGUCGCACAUAGUCGACGCGGACGAGCGGCCGCCGCGCGCCUACAGCGUGGGCUCGCGGCCCGCGCCGCCGCGCCCCGACGUCACCCGCCUGCGCGCCUACAGGUCUUCGACGCGGACGAGCGGCCGCCGCGCGCCUACAGCGUGGGCUCGCGGCCCGCGCCGCCGCGCCCCGACGUCACCCGCCUGCGCGCCUACAGGUCUGUGCAGUGCACUAUACAUACUGGAACCGGCCAUGUCGCACAUAGUCGACGCGGACGAGCGGCCGCCGCGCGCCUACAGCGUGGGCUCGCGGCCCGCGCCGCCGCGCCCCGACGUCACCCGCCUGCGCGCCUACAGCGUGGGCGCCCGCAACAACCGCGUGGUCCCCCUGCCGGCGCGGCAGGCGGGCGCGCGCGCGUCGUCGUCGGCGCCGCUGCUGCCGCGCGCGUCGGCCGACGACCUCAUGGAGCUGGACUUCUCGCACCCCGACCCCGCCGCCGCCAAGGUGAUAGUAUCUCGAACGCCGCCGGCGGCCGGCUUCAUGCACCCGCGGCCGUCGGCGCCGCGGCCGCACACGCGCGAGGAGGACAGCGCGGGCUACGUGGAGAUGCGGCCCGGGGCCCUGGGGCUCUCGCCGCCCCGCGUCGCCACCACGCCCGACGGCUACGUCGAGAUGAGCCUUGGCUCGAGCGCGGGCUACGUGGAGAUGCGGCCCGGGGCCCUGGGGCUCUCGCCGCCCCGCGUCGCCACCACGCCCGACGGCUACGUCGAGAUGAGCCUUGGCUCGAGCGCGGGCUACGUGGAGAUGCGGCCCGGGGCCCUGGGGCUCUCGCCGCCCCGCGUCGCCACCACGCCCGACGGCUACGUCGAGAUGAGCCUUGGCUCGAGCGCGGGCUACGUGGAGAUGCGGCCCGGGGCCCUGGGGCUCUCGCCGCCCCGCGUCGCCACCACGCCCGACGGCUACGUCGAGAUGAGCCUUGGCUCGAGCGCGGGCUACGUGGAGAUGCGGCCCGGGGCCCUGGGGCUCUCGCCGCCCCGCGUCGCCACCACGCCCGACGGCUACGUCGAGAUGAGCCUUGGCUCGAGCGCGGGCUACGUGGAGAUGCGGCCCGGGGCCCUGGGGCUCUCGCCGCCCCGCGUCGCCACCACGCCCGACGGCUACGUCGAGAUGAGCCUUGGCUCGAGCGCGGGCUACGUGGAGAUGCGGCCCGGGGCCCUGGGGCUCUCGCCGCCCCGCGUCGCCACCACGCCCGACGGCUACGUCGAGAUGAGCCUUGGCUCGAGCGCGGGCUACGUGGAGAUGCGGCCCGGGGCCCUGGGGCUCUCGCCGCCCCGCGUCGCCACCACGCCCGACGGCUACGUCGAGAUGAGCCUUGGCUCGAGCGCGGGCUACGUGGAGAUGCGGCCCGGGGCCCUGGGGCUCUCGCCGCCCCGCGUCGCCACCACGCCCGACGGCUACGUCGAGAUGAGCCUCGGCUCGAGCGCGGGCUACGUGGAGAUGCGGCCCGGGGCCCUGGGGCUCUCGCCGCCCCGCGUCGCCACCACGCCCGACGGCUACGUCGAGAUGAGCCUUGGCUCGAGCGCGGGCUACGUGGAGAUGCGGCCCGGGGCCCUGGGGCUCUCGCCGCCCCGCGUCGCCACCACGCCCGACGGCUACGUCGAGAUGAGCCUUGGCUCGAGCGCGGGCUACGUGGAGAUGCGGCCCGAGGCCCUGGGGCUCUCGCCGCCCCGCGUCGCCACCACGCCCGACGGCUACGUCGAGAUGAGCCUUGGCUCGAGCGCGGGCUACGUGGAGAUGCGGCCCGGGGCCCUGGGGCUCUCGCCGCCCCGCGUCGCCACCACGCCCGACGGCUACGUCGAGAUGAGCCUUGGCUCGAGAACGCCCCUCCGACCAGCGGUCCUCGCGUCCUCGCCACAAACCCGCUCCGUCUUAUCGGACACCCUCUUCCCUCUCACUCUGGAGUCGCCUCCGGAAAGCGUGGAACCGGAACCAGCGAGGCAACCGGCGAAACCGGAGCCUAAGCCGGAACCGGCCCCGGAGUUGCAUCACCCACUUACGACUUUAAGGGAGAUCUCCGAAGAGUGUCCGAGGAACCUGAGUUUAUCGGAAAUCCUCAUCCUUCUCACUCUGGUGGCGCCUCCGGAAAGCGCGGAGCUGGAACCAGCGAGGCAUCUCGCAAAACCGGAGCCUAAACUGGACCUGGCCCCGGAGUUGCAUCACCCGCUUAUGACCUUGAGGGAGAUCUCCAUGGAAAAGUCCCGAGCUAUCGUCGUCACCUUCGUACGUUGCUCUCAGCCGGCAAAGCAGUCGCGUGGACACAGAGAAGCAAGGCAACCCGACUAUUGUCAAGGGGGCGGGCCGGGGGCGGGCGCGGCCCCCGGCGCCGCGCUGCACUACGCCGCGCUCGACCUCGAGCAGCGCGCGCAGGCCGCGCCGCCCCCGCCCCGCACCUACACGCAGAUCGACUUCCUGCGCAGCGAGAAGCUCGCCGCCGACAACUAGCCCGCUCGCUCCUCCACCCGCCGCGUGCAAGAGAGCAGGAUGGCGGCAUCGACUGUCUAUCCCCCCCUGGUACGGAAUGGGACAGCGCGGCGCCUAUAAUAAACGAUGUGUGUGCUGUUAUAAGAGAAGCUC
This is a messenger RNA of Cydia pomonella (codling moth), 5634 nucleotides long. RefSeq lists its product as uncharacterized. Gene Ontology annotation, molecular function: phosphatidylinositol 3-kinase binding; insulin receptor binding. Bases 1012 to 5502 code for a protein of 1496 amino acids. The transcript is spliced from 30 exons. Lineage: Eukaryota; Metazoa; Arthropoda; Insecta; Lepidoptera; Tortricidae. Gene Ontology annotation, cellular component: cytosol; plasma membrane. Gene Ontology annotation, biological process: insulin receptor signaling pathway. The record is from RefSeq and is a predicted model, not a curated record.